AUGCCUCCAGAACUCGAACCGAAACCAAAGUCUAAACAUCGUAAAUCAACAUGUGCCGGUUGUCGCAGGAGAAAGUCCAAGUGCGAUGGGAAAACACCAAAAUGUACAACGUGUAUCGCCUAUAAGGACGACUGCCACUACGACAAGCCUCCGUCGCUUGCGUAUGUGAGGUCUCUUGAAGAGGAAAUCCAAGAGCUGAAAUUGCAACUGCGACAAGCCAAAACGCAAGCCUGGUUAUCAAGGGUGGGUGAUGAUAGUGGUGCAGCUCAUUCCCACAAAAGACGUGCUGACACAUUUCAGGCGAGCGCCCAAGACGAGAAGAAACCGGUUGGCACUUCGCCAGUAAGCGAAGCUGCAGGCUCGCAGUCCUCGAGUAAUUUUGCAUAUCGCAACCGGCAGGUAAAAUGGGAGACAGACAUCAGUAUCGAUGAUUGCGGGAGUGUUGCCUUUCACAACUCGACAUCUCCCAUCUACCAGCCACCCUCGACGCAACCCAAUCGCUCGCCCAUACCGGCUUCACACCCACACCCACAAGUCGCCGGGAGUCCCCAAGAGGACCAACGUGUAAGAAGAGAUCUCAUUUUAAACGCCAAUCACCAGAAACAGAUUGAGCCAUUUGCCAUUGCCAAUGGUGCUGCUAAAGCCAAUGUUCCCAAAGAGAUCUCUCAGGAGAUGCUUAAAUACCACUGGUGCUGGCAACAUCCGCUGUUCUUGAUUGUGUACAGACCGGCGUUCACGAGGGGAAUGGCCAUGGUAGACUUGAACACGCCCGAAGCACAAGACCCUCCAUACUUCUCAGAAACUCUUUUGAAGGUGAUUCAUGCACAUUGUGCGAGAUUCCUCAACCAUGAUGUCUAUCAAAACCAGUACCAUGACGUGAUGAGUCGACAGAGUUCGAAUGGAGGUCCGAUGAGCGCCGCAAAUUUCAUGCAAAGAAUGACUGAUGAAGCCCGCUUCGGCUUGGGGAUGGACAUAUUAAAGAAGCCAACCAUUGCAACGAUACAGGCGCUCCUGCAACAGUCAGCUCGUGAAGUGAUGUUCGGAAACGCCUCGCAAUCGUGGACAUUCGCGGGCAUUGCUUUCCGGAUGGCCCUGGAUAUGGGGAUUCACUUGCCUAGCGACAGACUUCAAUCAUUCGUGAAGAGCUUGACCGCAGAAGACAUCGAAGUCCGCAAGAGACUUUUUUGGAGUUGCUACACUUGGGACAAGAUCCUUUCUCUUUAUCUCGGUAGGAUGCCUGGAUUUACGCCGAACACCGAGGAAGUGCCUGUGAAUUUUAUGGACGACUACAGCGACAACGAGCUCUGGGCACCUUACUAUGGUGAAACGCCUCGCCCAGAUGUUCCCAAUGCGCCCAACUACCAACCAUGUCCAGGAUACGUCGUUUCGUGUUUCCGGCAGCUGUGCAGGCUCUGUGUCAUCCUGAACGACCUAAUGCACAAUAUAUAUUCGCCCGAAGCAGCGGCCAGGCGUGAAAUGGAGGAGGAAGAGCGCUCGACCGAAGCCAAAGCAGCAAAUGAGGCAGUUUUCGUUAGAAUAUCGCGAGACCUGCGUGACUGGUUGAUUUCUCUGCCUUCCCACCUGAGAAUAAACCCGGAUCAGAUGCCCUCGCUGGCACCGCCCGUCCAUAUCAUGUCGCUGAAUCUGCUGUACCAUACGACAGUCAUCCUGCUGCAUCGACCAGUCAUCCUCGGAGCGCGAGACAUCAACGCGCCUGGUACUUCUCGGUCGUACCAGAUGUGCAUACAAGCCACGGCGGCCAUCCAUGAUUUGAUCAUGCUACAGGCAAAUACGUUUGGGCUAUCACAUGUGUCUUAUCUCAACGCAUACAGCGCAUACAUUGCAGCCACGAUCGCCGUGUUACGGUUCGAGCGAGAAUAUCAACCUGGAGAGGACCAAGCGACGGCUGCACAGAAGAACGGGCUGGGAUUUUUGCUGGACGUGUUGCAAAAGACGGCAAACGCCAUGCCAGCUCUGGAAAGAAGCAAUGCCAUCAUAAGAAAGCGCAUGAAGGCUGUCCUCGAUCGGCAAAAGGCAGCGAGGACCAAUUAUUCCAACGGUUCGACGCCGCCCAAAUUUACGAUUCCGACCCCUACAAGUCACCAGAUGGAUCUGGCGCAACCUACAGCUUUCCAGGCCCUGUCCAACCCUGCCUUGGCCCAUGCGACCUUUUCUAACCCUGACGCGGCAGGCUCUUUCAUUACCCCGAUGCCCUGGCAGUCCGGUAUCAGAAGUAGUAUCUACUCUGAGCAAGCGCAGGUGUUGGACGACUUCCUCCCCGCUUUUCCUGGUCAGCAAUUUCCCGUCGGGUCCGAACAUAGCUUUGGAAGCAACGAAGUCGACUCGCAUGCUCGAACGGCGUUACUGGGCUAUAAUCUCGAUCCGCAUCCCCGACUCAACUCGGGGGAUAUUGACUGGACUUUUGUUGAUAGUUUUGAAAGCCACCAGGGUCGGCUGUAA
Messenger RNA from Exophiala spinifera, 2460 nucleotides. RefSeq lists its product as uncharacterized. The transcript has 4 exons. The record is from RefSeq and is a predicted model, not a curated record. Gene Ontology annotation, molecular function: DNA binding; DNA-binding transcription factor activity, RNA polymerase II-specific; zinc ion binding. Gene Ontology annotation, biological process: regulation of DNA-templated transcription; DNA-templated transcription. Lineage: Eukaryota; Fungi; Ascomycota; Eurotiomycetes; Chaetothyriales; Herpotrichiellaceae. Bases 1 to 2460 code for a protein of 819 amino acids.